Messenger RNA from Paramecium primaurelia, 1103 nucleotides. Lineage: Eukaryota; Ciliophora; Oligohymenophorea; Peniculida; Parameciidae. The record is from the annotation of a GenBank genome assembly.
AUGAAUUAGAUAAAAGAACUUUAGAUAAAAUGUUCUAUUGAAGAACAUGAUUAUGUUGAAUUAGCAUGUUUCAAUUAAUAAUGUAAAGCUAAUAGAGUUUAUUGUCAUUAAUGUCUUAGGAAUGGAGAUCAUAUUGCUCAUAUUAAGGAUUAAAAGAAUAUAAAGGAAUUAAUUGAAUUUUUUAAUAAAGUUGAAUAAGAGAAUGAAGAUUUAAUAUAGAAAUUAAGUUUGAUGCUUGGAGAAAUAAUUGAACUAUUUACUUAAUUAAAUUAAGGAUUGCAAUAAAAAUAUAAAUUCUCUAAGAAGAGGUUGUAAAAAUUGAAUGCAAAGCAAUUGAAUUAAGUUUUAGAUUAAGUGCUAAAAUAUGAUGAAAUUACAAAAGUUUUAUUUGAAGAUAUACAAAAAUCUUCAGAUGAUAUGAUCAUUUAAUUAAAAGGAAAUAUUAAAGAUUUGAAAUUAGAGGAAGCAAAUAGUCAUUAAUAAAAUAAAUAAGAACAAGAAAAAUUAGAAAAAUUCUAAUAAUUAUAUUAAAAAGGUAAUCAAAUGAUUAAUUUAGGAUACAAAUUAUAUUACGAUGAUAAUAAAUAUGAAGAAGCAAUUAAAGUAAUAGAUGCUGCACUACUCAUUGAUCCUAACCAUGUUGAUUCAUUGUUUAUAAAAGGUAUAAAAACCAUACACAAAUGUAUUAGCUGAUUCUUUAAAAAUGGUUUAAGAUUACAGAGAAGCAAUUAAAUGGGCAGAAAAAGCUUUGUCUAUAAAUUCAAACCAUGUCAAUUCAUUAUCUUCAAAAGGUAAUUAAAAUUUUUUAAUGUAGGUGACUCAUUAAGAAUUUUGGGUAAAUAUAACGAAGCUCUCAUGAUUUUAGAAAAAGCAUUAAAUAUUAAUUAAAAUCAUGAUAUAUCUUUAGCCAGAAAAGGUUUACUAUAUUUUAAAUUAUAUAGGAGCCUGUUUACAAUCAUUAUCAAAAUUUUAACAAGCUUUUAUUUGUUACAUUAGGGCUCUUUAAAUCAACCCAGAUAAUUAAUGGGCUAAAAAUAAAUAAGGUAUUAUAAUUGAUAUUAAUAGCUGAAUGUAAGAAAUAACUUAAUCUAAAAUAUAAGUGA